Molecule: messenger RNA, 2599 nt
Organism: Planococcus citri (citrus mealybug)
Lineage: Eukaryota; Metazoa; Arthropoda; Insecta; Hemiptera; Pseudococcidae
Exons: 2
Coding region: 452-2482 (676 amino acids)
Source: RefSeq, a predicted model, not a curated record
AUACCUAUAAGGUCGGUACGACAAAUAUCAAUCGUUUUUGAUUGCGCUCAACCUUGCGUAAUGUAUUUAGUUCGUAGCUUCGCUUAAUUUUCGGAUAAUCCGAAAAUUAAGCGAAGCUACGAACUAAAUACAUCAUGCAAGCUUGAGCGCAAUCAAAAACGAUUGAUAUUUGUCGUGCCAACCUUAUAGGUAUGGUAUACUUACUUAGUAGAUACAUGAGUUGCCUCAGAUAGGGAAACGCGUUGUUUUCUAACUCGAUAAAAUAAAAUUGUAUUAAAACAAGUUUCAUCGUUAGAAUUUUACAUAUUUUUUAUUUUUGACCGCGUUGUAUACAAUUUAUGUACAUUCCGUUCGUGAUUUGAUAUCGAUGCAGAACUGAACGCGUUGGACAGUUUGAAGUUAGAUAAAGGUGGCUCCUUGGUUUUGUUAGAACUGCAGUCGCACCAACUGAAUGAUUCAUAACAAAAUGACGAAGAUGUUUACUACCUUUUCCCUAUGCGUGUAUUUUUUAUUGGUCAUAAUUCGAGCUGACAAUGCUAAACACGAAUGUCAAAAUUUACCAACUGACGCAACCUCUUUCGCAACUAUGAUGACCGAGGGAAUGGUUUUCGUCGACAAAACUGCUUUCAUUGAGAAACUACUGAAUUUAGCCAAGCCACCAUUCGUUAUACUCACCCGCCCCCGCAGGUUUGGAAAAUCCACAUUUAUAGAUAUGUUAUUUGAGUUUUAUUCCGGAAAUAAACAUCUUUUCAAUGACACGUACAUCGCCAAACGAAUGCCCGGAGACUGGACAAAAUAUCCCAUUAUCCGAAUGGAUUUCGGUUUUGUUACUCCAAUUAACAGUAUCGCUGAUAUUGAUAAGUAUGAAAAGGAACUCGAAACUAUACUUUGCGGCAUUGGAAGAGAAUAUGGGCUCGACUGUGAAUCAAGUCGCCUCAUUGGUGUACUCAUCGACAGUCUGUACAUUAAAUUUGGCCAACCUGUAGUAAUCUUGAUCGAUGAAUAUGAUAAAAUAUCCAAACAAGGAAAUCCUAAGUUGUUGAAACAGUUUGAAGACACUAUCGUCGCAUUCUAUGAUUCAAUAAAACAGAAGAACAAGCGUAUCAAACUCCUAUACAUUACCGGUGUUUCUAGAAUAUCCCUAUGUUUUGCGCAAAGUGGCCUGAACAAUCCCAUAGACUUGACGUUCGACAAAAAUUUUUCUAGUGCAAUGGGAUUCACAUUAGAUGAAAUAAAAUCGAAUUUUGGACCAUGCUUGCAGUGUUUGGCCACUCAUUAUGGAGUGAAUGACGUAUCGCAGAUCAUUACAAAUCUCACUUAUAGGUACGACGGCUACAGAUUUAGUCUGGAAGAUGAUAAAACAAAAAUGUUUAAUCCCGUUUCCGUAAUCUCCUGCUUUAGAGAAUUGGAAAUCACAGAUUAUUGGACACGGACGGGGAAAAUUGAUGACGUAAUCGAAAGGAUAAAAAUAACGGAUAAAAGUAUCGAAGAGUAUUACUAUUAUAGUAUAAACGUUAAACAUGUGAAGUAUUUAUACGAUAACGAAUUCAGCCCGCAGAUUCCGCCAGCCGUUUUAUUACAUAAUUACGGUUAUCUGACAAUUAGAAGAUAUACUAAAAAAUCCGGUACCGUUAUAUUAGGAUAUUCAAAUAAGGAAAUCGAAAAUGCAAUUAAAGAAAAACUAAUGGAUGCGCGCUUUGAACCGACUUACGAACACGCGAUUAAUAUGAGUUUACGGGAAGGAGAUUUGGAAGCUUUCAUUGGCUUUCUGAACGAUAAGGCAUUCAGAAACUUUAAUUUGCCUAGAUCCCAAAAACCAAAAAAAAGGGCCCGAUACACGGUCACUAGACAAAUUCUAACCGCACUAAUUGAUUCCGAAAUAGCCGCUGUGUAUUCCACUCAGUGCAUGAUUGUAGAAGAUGGUCAAACUAAGGGCGAUAUCGACCUCCAGAUUAUAAGUAUGCAUUGUCAGGUUAAAAAGAAAACUCACCUUAAAAGUUCAACUCAGGUUAGAAAAAGUUUCAACAAUUCCAACUGUUUUAAAUCAGAUGUGGUCAUUACGAUUGAGAUUACAGUGUGUCACAGCGCCAUCAAAGCGAUGUUGCAAUUGCUCGAAUACGCUGUAAAACAUACCAACCCGUUUCGUAUGGAGAUCGAUAAAUCCUCCAGAAAGGAUCUCCCAACUCGUACUAAUUUGUUGGCCUUAAACAUCGAAAAGAUACAGAAUCAGCGUGUCAAAAUUCAAGGCUGGAUUACCAUUCCCUACCGAAAUGGCAAAAUUUUUGUAAACGAACUGCAAAGUAAUGACAAAACCGCAUUUCAUGAACUAAAAACAGGUUGGGAAGGUAAAAAAUCCAAGUGGGGCAGUGCGGAUCUCGAAUCAGAAAAGGAAAUCGUAGUUUGGACUGAAGAGCCAUCGGUUACAACAGAAGAAACCACAGAUAUACAGCCCAUUAAGCCAAAACGAACCAGAAGAUCUUAGGUAUUAACGCCGAAACUUCAAGUGCUUUCUUUUUGCAUGCUCGGCUGCACGAUGAAAUCAAUCGUUUUAUUCACUCAUGUAGCAUUUAAGAAAUAAAGUAUACCUCUAGUGAAGUAA